This is a messenger RNA of Fusarium mangiferae, 1038 nucleotides long. RefSeq lists its product as uncharacterized. The record is from RefSeq and is a predicted model, not a curated record. Gene Ontology annotation, molecular function: flavin adenine dinucleotide binding; electron transfer activity. The transcript has 3 exons. The coding region runs from base 1 to 1038 and encodes 345 amino acids. Lineage: Eukaryota; Fungi; Ascomycota; Sordariomycetes; Hypocreales; Nectriaceae. Gene Ontology annotation, cellular component: mitochondrion.
AUGAACGCUCCAGCACGGACCGUCAGGGCAUGCUUGUCUAAAGUGCACUACCCUAUACGGUGCGGCAGCCGCCGGAAUGCUUCAACGUUGGCAAUCCUAGAAGUUCGCAACGGGCAACUGUCUUCUGACUCUACACGCACAAUAACCGCUGCCGCCUACCUUAAGGGCCCCGUCACUGCGCUCCUGAUAGGAGGAUUUUCGACGGGAGCCGCACAGGAGGCAGCCUCAGUCAAAGGUUGGAACAGGGUCAUUGCUGACAGCCAAAAACAACACCAUGCUCGCCUCCCCGAAGACGUCGCAGCGAUAGUUGCCAGUCAUGCCGAGCAGGGAAAAUACACCCACGUCGUGGCAGCGAACUCGGUAUUCAGUAGAGACGCGUUGAUACGCGCUGCUUCACUCAACGGCCACCAGCCUAUCACGGACGUGACAUUGGUCAAAUCUGAAGAUGCACUCUUUGUGAGGCCAAUCUAUGCCGGCAACGCAGUCAUGACAAUCAAGUCCAGCGAUGAUGUUAAAUAUCUCACAGUACGCGCAUCAGCCUUUCCGGCUGCAGAAAUCGCAGACAGCCCCGCCCCUAUCGAGACCUGCAUUGAAAACUCCAGCUCAAAGACCCCAUGCAGUGCGGAGUUGGUACAGGAGGACUUGGUCAAGAGCGAUCGACCUGAGCUGGGAACUGCUGAGAGAGUUGUCUCGGGUGGAAGGGGACUUAAGUCAAAGGAGGCCUUCGAUCAAGUGCUUCUCCCUCUCGCAGACUCUCUGAGGGCCGCAGUUGGCGCAUCCCGUGCGGCGGUUGACAGUGGAUUUGCUGACAACAGCUUACAGGUUGGCCAGACUGGAAACGUAGUCGCUCCAGAGCUAUAUAUGGCAAUCGGUAUAUCAGGGGCGAUCCAGCCCCUUGCUGGAAUGAAGGGCAGUAAGGUGAUUGCAGCAAUCAACAAAGACCCGGACGCGCCUAUCUUCCAAGUCGCCGACGUAGGGCUAGUGGCAGACUUGUUUGAAGCGGUCCCUGAGCUGACCAAAAGCUGUAGUUCAGCCUAG